This is a messenger RNA of Aplysia californica (California sea hare), 2545 nucleotides long. Its product is annotated as maspardin. The transcript is spliced from 9 exons. NCBI's taxonomy places the organism in Eukaryota, Metazoa, Mollusca, Gastropoda, Aplysiida, Aplysiidae. Bases 487 to 1398 code for a protein of 303 amino acids. The record is from RefSeq and is a predicted model, not a curated record.
AGGCCUACCUACUCAGUAUACUCACAUGAUAAUUAGACCUCCCCAACUUAAUUUGGUCUACUUCUACUCAUGUGACCAUUGUGACAACAACUCUUAUGAUGGCAUGAUGUGGUAUACACAGUGACUCAACUAUUGUGACAUGAACAUGUAUGCCAUAUUUCUGCUGCGAAAAGAAAAUAUAUGGUUAAAAAUACAAACUGAUUUUUUAUCAUUUUGGGUUUGAUUUGAGAAAGUGCUGAAUGUGCAGUGGUUUAAAAAAGAAAAUUACAAAAACAAACAAGCAACAAAGUAACAAACUACCUCUAUUAUACAACAUAAAAGUGACUGCUGCCCUUUCUUAAAAACCUUUUGAUGCUCUUGCUCCCUCUCACAAGCGUUUCAAGAUUCAUGCACCUGAGCUCCUUGUGGACACUCUGCUGGACUGCUUGAUUCUCAUCGCCACACUUUAGGAGUGCGGUUCUUGUGCAGAAGGGUAAAGGUCAGAAAAUGAGUGAAAUAUCAAGGUCUCAAGAGUACAUGAGUUUCAGGAGCUCUAUUCCUCAGAGGAAGAUAAUUGUGGAUGAUGACAACAGUAAGGAAUGGACCCUGUACGAGGCAGGGCCCAAAACAGUCAAGUGCCCUCUCAUAUGCUUUCCACCAGCAAGUGGGUCGGCUGAUGUUUAUUUCCGACAGGUUUUGGGACUCUCUGCCCUUGGCUACAGAGUUAUAGGUAUUGAGUACCCAAUAUACUGGACAAUGAAAGAAUUUGUGGAAGGUUUCAGAAAAUUGCUGGACCACUUGUCUCUAGACAAGGUUCAUAUCUUCGGAGCCUCACUGGGUGGUUUCCUGGCCCAGAAGUUUGCAGAGUACAGCUGUCGAUCGCAACGAGUGGCUUCCCUGAUCUUGUGCAAUUCCUUUUAUGAUACAACCAUCUUUCAACAGACAAACUCAGCACCCACGUUCUGGAUGAUGCCAGCAAUGCUUCUGAAGAAAAUGGUGAUGGGCAGCUUUGAUAAAAAGCCAACAGAUCCAGACAUUGCUGAUUCAAUGGAUUUCAUGGUUGAAAAAUUGGAUGGUAUGUCACAACAAGCUUUGGCAUCGAGACUGACCUUGAACUGCAUGAACUGUUACGUGGAACCACAGAAGUUACGUGAUGUGGACGUAACCCUCAUGGAUGUGUAUGACGAAUGUGCCUUAUCUGCCUCUGUCCGUGAUGAGAUGAGCAAGUGCUACCCCGAUGCCAAAAAAGCCCAUUUGAAGCACGGAGGAAACUUUCCUUAUCUCAGUAAAAGUAUGGAAGUCAAUGUGUUUUUGCAGAUUCACUUGAGAAAAUACGACAUGGGCCCAUUACGAGCCCGAGAGCUGACGGAGAAUGAGCUUGCAAUGUUAACGGAAGCAGAAACAGGAUUGACCACUUAGUGAUGCUCAACAGAUGCUUCGAUUUCGUUCUAGUGGUGUUUUGUGUUUGGAUGCAGAAUGUACAAAACAGGUUUUACUGUACACUGAGUGUGUGAUGAUAACAAUCGUUUAUUCUCUUUUUAAUUGAUGAUCCUUGUGUUUUGGAACUAGUAACAUAAGGCUAUUGUUCAAUUCACAUUACUACAAAUAUUUCUCUGUAUGCAAGUUUAAGAGCCUGUGUUAUGUAGUAUUAGUUCAACUUAUUCCUUCUGUGAUUAUUCUAAAGGGGGCUCAAGGAAAGAGGUGCUGGAGUUUGGAUGGGAACAAAUGUAUUUCUAUUGAUCUAUGAAAGUCUUUUGUAUGUACAUCAUUUGAAAGAUACGGGAGUAGUAUUUUUUUUGUAAUUUGAAAUUAAAAAUCAAAUAUAAUGAAACAAAAUGCUCAUACUGAAUGUGACUGUUGAGAAUGACUGUCAUGUGCCCUCUCAUUUCUCUUGGUUUCUCUGUAUUGAUUCUGUUUUCUCGUCUAUUUCUGGUGCGGGAGGACAGUGUUUUGUAGAUAGGGAAAUCAUUUUUUUUUCAAAAUGACUAUAACCUUGCCUUUUAUUUUUAUUUUCCUUUUUGUAUAAUAUAUGUGUAAUGUUCAUUUUAUUUAAGUGAAAGAUAUUUUUCCCCACCCAUAUCUUAAAUUUGUUUAUUAUAUUUCAUACUUCCUUUAUCAUAUUUGGCUUUAUGCGUCACGCAUUCUUGUUUGACUGUCAUUCCCAACUGGAUCAAGGGAACUUUUAACAGGGUUUAUGAUCAAUAUUGCACUUUUUUGGAUGCCAAAUACUUAAUGUGCUUGCUACAUCUAAGUGAACAAAAUAAAGUUGAAAAAAAAAAGGGUCUAAAGGAUUUGAUGGAAUAUUUUUGUAUCAACUGUCUAAAAAUAUAUUUCAAAAAAUUUAUAUUUGUCUGGUUUGCUAGUAACUGUUGCUAUUAUGAUAAAAUUUUACUGCAAGAUUAAAUAUAGUCUUGUGGGAACAGUUACAUGAUAAUUUCUGUGGCUUUUGAAGAAAAUUUGUGAAGUGUGCGGCAUCUUAACAUGUACAAACUAAAGACUCUCAGUCUGAGUCAGUCAAUACAUGGUGAAAGUGAGUACAGGCUCUGUGAGACAUGAGUGGGAAAAA